Messenger RNA from Hyaloscypha bicolor E, 7327 nucleotides. Its product is annotated as two-component sensor protein histidine protein kinase. The transcript has 3 exons. Gene Ontology annotation, biological process: protein autophosphorylation; phosphorelay signal transduction system. Gene Ontology annotation, molecular function: protein binding; phosphorelay sensor kinase activity; histidine phosphotransfer kinase activity. The record is from RefSeq and is a predicted model, not a curated record. Bases 161 to 7150 code for a protein of 2329 amino acids. NCBI's taxonomy places the organism in Eukaryota, Fungi, Ascomycota, Leotiomycetes, Helotiales, Hyaloscyphaceae.
GGCAUUUCCCAACUAUCCCAAUGGCAUAGAAGGCCACACUACACAUAUCGGAUGCUCCAGUGUGUCGCGGUUGACCUGGACGACCGCGGUGAGACGGUGCGAGGCACAGAGACACUUCACUGCAGAAGGUCUCACCACAAGCUGCCCCGCCACAUCCGUCAUGAAUAGCCUGCAAAUUGAACCUCCGCCAGGAUUGUUGAAGAGACUACGGCACCUCUCUGGAUAUACAUGGGACGAAACUAGGGAGCCAUUCCAUUCCAGCUACGACAUAUGGCAUAUUUUCGGGACAAAACAUAAUCAGACCACGAAUCCCUCCCCCACCUCCCCAUCGACGGUUCCGCGGCCGGAGUACGGUUCCAGUCGCCCAAAUGAAGAUCGAAGUGAUGGAGCAAAUGUCGGCAAGGAGCCAAACAAUGCUCGGAGGAUCAAUGCACCAGUCUCAAAGGACGGGGGAAAUGCCAACCGGCGGUCGAACGAUGCUGAAAGGUCCGAUAUACUGGUCGUCGCGCGGGUUUCUAUUCAUGUCCUCCGGGAGGAACGGGCAUACCACAUCUGCAAGGCUUUGGCAGAAACAGUGGAUCCGAACAGAUACCCAUUUGCCAGACCUCUUGAUAGAUUGAGAUUACCAAGCUAUGGAGAAGAAGGGCCCAUAUCUGUCUGCAUCUUUGAAUAUCUCGGACCAAAUUUGUUAUCAAAAAUCGUCGAUUACGGCCCAGCAUGGUUUAAUUUCCACAUGGUUGGAGAUGACAUCAGCUGUCAUAGAAACGGGAACUUCGUGGCCGAGUCAAUGUCCUUGAAAGGUUUCUUGGACUUUGCUAUUGGGGCAGCGGAAUGUAUCGAGGUCCUGCACGGCCAGCAGAUUGUGCACGGAGAAGUCAGAGGAGACGCCUUCCACAUGAAUGCAGAGGGAGGAAGAGUUACACUGAUCAAUCUUGGCCCUGGGCGCCAACGAAAUUUUGAACAUGGACUGUUGAGCACCGGCUGGUCGACAAUGUCGAAAGAGCUAGGUGCUAAAACGAAGCUUUCAUAUAUGAGCCCUGAACAAACCGGUCGGAUGCCUCUUGAACCCGACAGCCGAACAGAUAUAUUCUCUCUAGGAGUACUUUUCUGGACGAUCUUAUCGCAAAAACCAGCUUUUGAUGGCGAUACACCUCUGGAUGUCAUCCAGGCAGUUCUGGGGCAACGACUUCCCUUAAUUUCCAAUUUCCGACUUGAUAUUCCCGAGGUUAUUGGGCGAAUUAUCCAGAAAGCAACAGCAAAAACAGUCUGGGACCGUUACCAUUCGGUGGGCGGAUUACGAUAUGACCUUGUCGAAGUUCGAAGAUUGUUGGGUUUUGGAGACGUCUCACGACUUGAGAAGUGGGAGAUUGCCACGAAAGACGUUUCUCCUUCGUUCAUUCUGCCACAAGCUAUGGUUGGCCGGACCAUCGAACGCGAUGUUAUCGUUAAAUCCAUUGAUAAUGCCUUCAAAAUACGCCAAGCAAGCCACAUACCGGACAAACAUGGCAUAGCACAACUAGAUCGCUUGUCUGACGACCAAUUUGCCGGCUUUGAGUCUGUUGUCACGUCCGGGGAUGCACCCCUAGACGAUGGUAUUAGAAAUUCAUCGGACGUCAGGACCUCACUUACGGUAGCUGAUGGCUUAAGUGGGGACUAUAAAGGGUACAAAGCAAAUACCGGCAAAGCAAGGUCUCGUGCAAAUUCAUCAUUAGACUCGGGGCCUGGGUUACUGGAUUCUGAUUCAAAGAUGUCCGAAAAGAGGGCUUCGAGGGCCCUUGAAUCCCCCAGUGCUUUCGAAAGCAUAAAUGGCGAUGGCGUAGGAUCAAUAUCAAGUUCUGAGGCUAUUAGCAAUGCCAUCAAGAGUCGGGUCAACUUCAACUCUCUCACCAGCGGACACUGUGAAGUCAUCACGAUAGCAGGGGCCGCUGGUCUCGGGAAAAGCCGACUUGUUCAAUCAGUUCAGGUCGAAGCACGUCAACGUGGCUACUGGGCAAGCACAAAAUUCGAACAAAAUCAGACAGAAAGCAAACCAUUCGACUCCGUUCUCAAAUUGAUAUCCAGCCUAUUCCAGCAGGUGUUCUCAGAAAGUAACAUGGACACAGUUUUCCAUCAAGCCCUUGAACGACGCGUUGCACCAGUAUGGCCGGUGCUCCACAAGAUGUUAGGACUUCCUGAGAUUUUAUUUAGUGCCCAACUUCCAAUUCGGACGUCAAGUCAAUCAAGCGGCCAUAAUGCAAGCCUAGGCGCAGAAUCCAGAGGAUCCAGUUUAUCAGCCAAAGGCACGAGUUCUCGGAAUAGCCUUCCCAGCAGACACAGAAGCGUUCGCCUUCGGAGCUCUCGCAACUUUCUACUUGCGGGCUCUUCAACGCAAGCCAUGUCCUUAACGAACAUAAUACUGGAGAUCUUGCGCAUUUUUGCCUUAGAUAAAUUUGUCUGUCUUUGUCUCGACGACCUCCACCUUGCAGACGAAGAAUCUUUAGAGCUAGUCGCUCAAAUAAUUUCCACCAGGAUCAAGAUGGUCAUCAUUGUGGCAUAUAGGCCAGAGCAAGUUUUGUCUAACACCCUGAGACGCAUUUUGGACCCUUUUCAUGACGAGGUGAAUCGUGCAGCCAGCGAUUUUAGGGUCACAUCAAUUCUGCUCAAGCCAUUCAGCGAAAAUGAUACCAUAGAGUACGUGGCAGCCACCCUACGUAGGCUGCAGUCUGAAAUCCUUCCAUUGGCGGCUGCCAUUCAUUCCAAGACUGGUGGCAACCCAUUUUACGUCAAGGAAAUGCUAAAUACAUGCUAUCGUAAGAAAUGUGUGUGGUAUGACUUCCGCGAGAACGGUUGGCUGUUCGAUCACGACUCAGUCCUCAGGCAAUUCGGGGCUGAAAACUUCAAUGAUGCUCUUUAUGAAGGUCUCGUUCUGAGCCGUCUGAAGGAAUUACCUCCUGCUACGAAGUCAAUCCUUACUUGGGCGUCAAUGAUGGGUUCAUCCUUCUCAUUUCAACUGAUACACCGACUUUUGAACGGGGAUUUCACCCCGAGCAAAGCCCGCCUCACAGAGCGCGAACUGCUCAAAGCUCUCCAGACAGGCAUCCAGUCGUAUAUCGUUCUGCCUACGCAGGACGAUGACAUUUUCCAGUUCUCACACGACCGUUAUAUACAGGCUGCAGCAUCACUCCGAAAUUGUGACGAAAAACUGAUGCAUUUCGUCAUUGCGCAGACCCUCGUCAAGUAUUACCUUCUUGACAACAGCUAUCGCAAUGUCACAGUAUCUUCAAUUUGCGAGUCUACGCGCAGUAUCAAAAGUUAUGUGGCACAUAGACAACCCUUUAGAAAGAUUUUGCUCGACCACGCACGCACCAUGUGUGAAAGCGGUGUCAGAUUUGCCGCCGUAAAUGUCUAUGCUAGUUGCAUCGAGCUCUUACAGGACAAUAUGUGGGAUGAUGAAGCAGAAGACGUAUCCUACCAGGAGACGCUACAGAUAUACACAGGGGCUGCCGAGUGUUAUUUAUACUGCGGUCAAGGCCAAGAGGCCAGACACUUACUGGCCUCGGUCUCCUCGAACGCUAGAACUGCUGUAGAUAACGCCACGUCGUGGAUCCUCCAGUCCCGAGCUUUUACGCAAGAAGGAGACUCAACAAGUGCAUUCCACGCACUGAGAAAGUGUCUUCAAGCCUUAGACGUAAAAGUUGAUGAUGAGCCGACGUUUCCUGCAUGCGAUGUUGAGUUCAAGCGCUUAUGUCAAGAGAUCAAAGCAUCUAGCCAGGCCGCUCUCGUCAAGGGGCCAAUCAACGAAGAAGAUUCGCAUCUGACUGCUAUCGGUGCUGUUCUAGUAGAAGCAACAAGUGCUGCGUUUUGGUCCGAUACGUUACAAUUUUACCAGAUGACAUUAAUCAUGGUAAAUACAUACCUCACAUCAGGGAGCUUUCCUCAAGCUGGCAUGGGUUUUCUACAAUUGGCUCUGAUUGCUAUCACGAGACACAAUUUGAUUGACCUUGCAGGCGAGUGUGGAAUUAUAGCACUUGCUUUGAUAGAAAAGUGGAGAGAUCCAUACACAAUAGGCAGAGCCGGGACGUUAUAUCCCACCUUCCUAGGGCACAUUCAGCACCCUCUCCAGGAGACGAUCGGCCAACUUGAAGGAGCUUUGGACUUUGCUAUCCAGGUUGGGGAUCGCAUAUCUACAAUUUUGAACGUUGGACAACUCGGUACUCUCAAGUUUUUUGCCUCCGAGAACUUGGAGGAGAUUGAGGCAUAUUGUUCUUACGCUUGCCGGGACAUACCCCAUUGGGAAUCUGACACGCCUGGGGGCACGAUGAUUAUUUCAAUUCGUCAGGUUUGUCGGGCUCUACAAGGAAAGACGCACACAAAAGAUACUUCAUUCGGAGUGAUGAGCGACGAACACCACAGUUCACCAAAGUAUAAGUCCUGGUUGAUCAAUACAGUCAAAAAUAGCGACCGGCCUCUCAUGCUUUAUGAGAGCAUUGAGAUGGCUCCCCUAUUUUUAUAUGGCCACUACGAAAGCGCAGUGGUGUUGGGCAAUUCGUGUCUAAAGAAGAUUAACGCUAUUUGGUCUGCACGAAACACAAGAUUCGUCAUGUUCUUCCAUGCUCUCUCCCUUGCUGGUUCUGUAUGGACUAGAGUGCAAGAGCAACUCGACCCAGCGUACCGCCAUCAGUCGCCUCAGCUUUCAUCCGACAUCAGCGGUCGUUCCCUGGAGACAGGGCUUCAGGAAGAGAUGGCGGGGUUAGCGAUGUUGAUGAAAUACUUCAACCGGAGAAUCGAGCAGUGGCAAGCCAUCACAGAUAUAAAUUAUUUGGCCUGGUCGAAAAUGCUCGCUGCUCAAAUCGCGGAGAUGGAGGAUGAUCAUACAAGUGCUUUGCGGUUCUACGAAGAUGCAAUCGACCACGCGUCCACACACAACUUUAUAUUUGAGGAGGCACUUGCCAAUCAACUGUCUGGUGGCCACCUUUUGCGGGUUGGAUCGCGGAGGCUGUCGAGAAUGGCUUUCCGUGAAUCUAUCACUCUGUAUCGACGACUUGGCGCCUUUGGAGUUGCAAACCAUAUUGAGCACGAGUACCAUCAUGUUUUACACGCAUCAAGAAAUCUUCCCCAGACUGCAGAUAUGGGCAUCCAAACCGACACUGACCCAAAUAUGGAAAAUUUCCAACCUCCCGCUGGUUUCGGCUACGACGAGCCGCCUGUUCCAAACUCGUUGCUUGAGACAGGGGACCCUGUGGGGGAUAGAAUUAAUAUGUGGCAAGAUGUAUCUGCAUCUGCCAGUGCAGGUGCUGCCCCUGCUCUCCACAUGCUCGAUCUGACGUCGAUACUUGAAAGCUCUCAAGUUAUCUCAAGCGUCCUGCAAGUGGAUCAGCUGCUCAAGAUAAUGUGUGAGAUCAUCUUAGCAAACUGUCAAGGCGUUGCUUCUCUAGCAGCUAUCAUUGUUGAAGAGAAAUCGAUUGGCUGGGGUAUAGCUGCAAGUGGUCACCCGGAAGAGGGAGCAGCAGCUCACAAUCCUCCACUCCCGCUUGGAAAUUCUGCGCUCGUUGCUGAAAGCGUCGUCAACUAUUGUUUACGUGUUAGAGAAACGGUCUUCGUGCCAGACCUGAUGCAAGAUCAGAGAUUUAGUGGAAGUUGGCUAGCUCGAGAUUCAACCAACAAGUCUGUGAUAGCCAUGCCGAUUCGUCAUGGGAACAACAAACCACUCCUCGGUAUCUUGUACCUCGAGGGACAGCCUCACGCUUUUACGAAUCGCAAUCUUGAAGUCCUUCAAUUGCUUGUCAAUCAGAUUGGGAUUAGUUUCUCUAAUUCCCUCACUCUCAAGGAGGUUGAGAGGGUCUCGGCAAUCAAUAAAUCGAUGGUUGAGGUUCAGAAGAAGGCUCUAGCGGAGGCAAUUGAGGCAAAGAACAACGCCAAUCUAGCGAAAGCGGAAGCAUUUCGCAGCGCCAAACUAGCUGAAGAAGCUGAUAGGGCGAAAACUACGUUUCUGGCAAACAUAUCACACGAGCUUCGUACACCAUUGAAUGGGGUCAUAGGAAACUCGGAACUUCUCCUGCUCGACAACCAACUACAGGAAAGUCAAGCUGAAAUGGCUGACUCAAUUCGAAUCUCGGCAAGUCUAUUGCUCAGCCUCAUUAACGACAUCCUGGACUUUGCAAAGAUAGAAGCCAAUCAAAUGCAGCUCCAUCCUACCGUAUUUGAUGUUCACGAACUGGUUCAGGAGUUGGUCCGCUCUAUGCCUCUUCCCAGAAAACAAAAUUUCCAACAAGUCCAAAUCAUCCAAGAUUUCAACGUACCUCACUCAUGGGUGUAUGCAGAUCCAGUGCGACUCCAUCAAAUUCUCGGGAAUCUCUUAAGCAAUAGCUUGAAGUUCACUGCAAAGGGUUCUAUCACGAUCGGAGCCAAAGUGAAUUCUGAGACGGAGUCGGAAACACACGUGACGUUUUGGACACAAGAUACUGGUAUUGGAAUUUCGGCUGAACAGCUUCCUAAACUGUUCAAGCCGUUUAGUCAAGCAGAUGCUAGUACGUCUCGCAAAUAUGGCGGCAGUGGUCUAGGUCUCAGUAUCUGCAAAUCUCUUGUGGAAUCCAUGGGAGGGGCCAUCACUCUCCAAAGCGAGGAGAAUGUGGGAACUACAGUUUCAUUCUCACUCACCUUGCCCAGAGCAAAACCAGAGCCACCUAUGGGCAUCACUCGGAGCAAAUCAUUCCCUUCCGGCGGCGUGGAACAAUCAACAGCUACUUUUGACAGCCUUUCCAACAUACCCCAAUCGCAGAUCCGCGUCUGUAUCGCGGAAGAUAAUCUCAUCAACCAAAAAAUCGCCGUCCAGUUCCUACAGAAACUGAACUUCGGACAGGUCGACGCCUACAACAAUGGCCUCGAAGCUGUAGAAGGCAUCCGGAAGAUGGCGAAAUCAGGACAGCCGUACCACAUGAUUCUCAUGGACGUACAGAUGCCGGUAUUAGAUGGGUAUGAGGCGACUAAGCUGUUGAGGAAGGAUGAGAUUGAAGAGGUUAGGCGCAUUUUGGUUAUUGCCUUGACGGCGAGCGCGGUAAGGGGUGACAGGGAGAAGUGUUUGGAGUCAGGGAUGAAUGAUUAUCUUGCCAAGCCGGUAAGGUUGAAGCUAUUGAAGGAGAAGUUUAAGGAGUAUAUGGUUGUUGAAUCGUGAGUUGGAAUAUACACAUAUAGAGGGAGUAAAGAUGGAGCACGAAUGGGGCGUUGGAAUGGAAGUACAUGAUAUACCCAUUUGAAUGUAUAUGUUUGUAAAUUGCUGCACGCUUGGCCUGUAUUCGCGGUGAUUUCGAGACUUAGUUUAUUUUCAUUUUCCAGGAAUGUUAUGCCUCAG